AUGACUGUCAUUGAUGUGACAGCGGUUAAUACCACCAAUAUUCAACAAACGACAACAACAACAACCGCUGAAACAUUACCUGACGCCGAAGCCCAAAUCGUCAACAAUGAUACCAGAGAUGCUCCGGUGUCCCGAAAAUUCGGUAUUUCGGGACCACCAACAGGAACUAUUAAAUCGGAAAUCAUGAACGAAAUCUAUUGUAGUGGUUCACUUCUUGAAGCGGUUCAAAAAGCUAAAAUCUUCCACGAUUGCAAACAUUUUGUCGACAUGCCACUCAAAACUGAUGUUGAAACGACAUUGCAUGAUUGGCACGAAUUAAUUGCAUCCGGCCAGAUUGAUGAAGAUUUACUGCGACGCUUCGUUGAAAGUCAUUUUGAUGAGCCAGGUGGCGAAUUAGAUACUUGCGAGCCAACUGAUUUCGAUCCAGAAUAUGGCAAAUUUGAAUCUAUCAAUUCACCAUCAUAUCGGCAGUGGGCCAAGGAACUCCAUCGGAAAUGGCCUACAUUAUGUCGUAAGGUGUCGGAUCGCGUUAUUGCUGAUCCGGAAAAAUUCUCAUUGAUUCCACUACCGAAACCAUUUGUUGUGCCUGGUGGACGUUUCCGGGAGAUGUACUACUGGGAUAGUUUCUUUACCAUCAAGGGUCUUUUAGCUUCAGGGAUGUAUAACACCGUACGUGGAAUGAUCGAAAAUAUGGGAAGUCUUAUCGAAAGAUAUGGCUAUGUGCCCAAUGGAAAUCGCGUAUACUAUCUUAAUCGAUCUCAACCUCCGUUACUCACGUGGUGUCUGUUUGCAUAUUACGAAACAACAGGUGAUAAGGAGUUCGUCUUCGCUGGUGCUCGUUGGUUCGAAAGAGAAUUUUCAUUCUUUCAAACACAUAAAUCAAUUCAACUGCCCGGUGUGACAUCGUUGCUCUAUCGAUACCAUGUUGUAGCCGUUGGUCCACGUCCGGAAAGCUACCGUGAAGACGUUGAAAGUGCUCAUCAUAUCGAGGAUGUCUUAGAGAAACAACGUUUAUGGGGUGAUAUAGCAGCUGCAGCUGAAAGUGGACGAGAUUUCAGCUCACGUUGGUUUUCUCGAGAUGGGCCCGUAGCUGGUAAAAUGGGUUCUACACGGACAAGUUCGAUCUUACCAGUCGAUUUGAAUGCAAUCAUUUGUGGGAAUCUUCGUUUAAUGGCUAAUUUGUAUGAGGUAAUUGGCGAUACGUUAAGCGCUGAGCAGUGUCGACAACAGUUCAGAAGUAUGAAGCAGGCAAUCCAUCAGAUAUUCUGGAAUGAAGAAUGUGGAUGCUGGUUCGAUUACGACAUCAUCUAUGGUCGUCAUGUUAAUGUUUAUAUGGAUACCAAUUUCUUUCCAUUGUUCAGUGGAUGUACGCACGAUGAUUUCGAUCCGCAGAAAAUAGUAUCCUACAUGACAAACAUGGGCGUUCUAGCCUUCCCAGGUGGUUUACCAAGUUCGUUGAUAGCAUCCGGACAACAGUGGGAUUUCCCUAACGCUUGGGCACCAACAACUUGGGUUGUGAUUCAGGGUUUGCGUUCCACUGGUCAACAUGAACUUGCUCGUCAAAUUGCGGAGAAGUGGAUCAAGCGAAAUUAUAGCAUGUGGCUUAUUUCUGGUGGACGGAUGUUUGAGAAAUAUAACGUUGCGUCGCAAAGCUAUAAUACGGCCGGAGGUGGUGGCGAAUAUGAGGUUCAAGAAGGAUUUGGAUGGACCAAUGGUGUUGUCUUAGAUUUGCUUCUUACAUAUGGACCUGACUUGACCUUCAAGUCGGAUGAUGACACGUCCGUAACACCGGAAGAAGUGUGCGUUUUUUGCCAGGAACACCGCCAAGUUUCUGAUGGUGCUACAACCGCUAACACCAUACUGGUACCAUCACCAACUAAUUCUGGUCUCCAGUAA
Cercopithifilaria johnstoni is the source of this 1896-nucleotide messenger RNA. The record is from the annotation of a GenBank genome assembly. Lineage: Eukaryota; Metazoa; Nematoda; Chromadorea; Rhabditida; Onchocercidae.